Molecule: messenger RNA, 2154 nt
Organism: Anopheles nili
Lineage: Eukaryota; Metazoa; Arthropoda; Insecta; Diptera; Culicidae
Product: protein sidekick-like
Exons: 9
Coding region: 1-2154 (717 amino acids)
Biological process (GO): cell-cell adhesion
Molecular function (GO): protein binding
Source: RefSeq, a predicted model, not a curated record
AUGUCGGAGAUCUUCCUGAUCAAGAACCGGCUCCACCAGCAGCAACUUCGGUUGGUAGAGAAAGCGCAGAAGAACAGCCAUGAUGGUGAUUCGGUUGGUGGUGCCAACAUCGUGGAUGGAACGGUUGGUGCGAGUGAGAACAGUGAGGUUGGAACGAGUGAGCGCAAACAUGACAAUGCGGCCUCAUUAUCUGGCCCACCAAGGGGGUUCGUCGGUUCAGCUCGAUCGUCCACCGAAAUCAUUAUCCAGUGGAAACCAUCGCUCGAGGAGCUCCGAAAUGGGCAGAUUCUUGGCUACAUCAUCCGUUACCGGUUGUUCGGAUACAAUGCGAGUCCCUGGAAUUACCGUAAUAUCACAAACGAAGCUCAGCGCAACUACCUGAUUCAGGAGCUGAUCACGUGGAACGACUACGUGAUCCAGAUCGUGGUUUACAACAACAUGGGCGGUAACAACAACAGCACCGCAGAUCUCACUCUCUGUCGCGAGAAUGAGGGCUCUUGGGCGCUUAUCCCGGAGCGUGUGGAUCCUGCGGUCACGGCAUAUAUCGCAAGUGGCUUGAAACCGCAUACGCACUAUCAGUUCCGGAUACAGGCUACGAACGAUCUGGGGCCUUCUAGCUACAGCCGACUUGAGGUGGUGCCCAUUACAACUACGAGCGUGCGCGUCCAGUGGACGGCUCUACGAGCUGCGGCCUGGAAUGGAGACGCCGACAUCGGUGGCUACCGGAUCCUGUACCAACCACUAUCUGACUUCCCAUCAGCGCUCCAGAGUACACCCAAGCUGGACGUUCUCGGGGUCCAGCAGGUGUCGGCUGUGUUGGCCGAUCUCACACAGGAUCGCAACUACGAGCAACCGUUCAACUCGCAGGGUUCAGGACCACCAUCACAACCGGUCGCGGUAUACAACACGCAGAAUGGUGAGUUGCUUGGGUACAAGAUCUUCUACCUUGUGACGGACUCGUCCGCGCAGGAUGUUGAACCGAUUCCGGUUUGGGAUGGAGCUGGUGGUGUAUCGGCACGAUCGGCACCUAUUACGGUUAAGACGCUGGCCGGUUUGCCUGGACCACCGACGCAGCUGUUGUUCAGUGACAUCACCAUGAACAUUCUUACCGUGAGCGGGGACGUGCCACAAAAGCGUAAUGGACUUAUCCUGGGCAACAUCGUUGCUUACGAAACAACCGAGGACAAUGAGAAAUUCAGCAAACAGGUGAAGCAGAAAGUAACCGGCACGAGCCUGCUAGUGCAAAACCUCGAAGAAGUGGUGACAUACACGUUCACGGUUCGCUUACAAACCAUCGACUAUGGUCCAGCGAUCAAUGGCAACGUGACGACCGGACCACAGGAUGGAUUACUUGGUUCUCCGCGUGAGUUGACCAUCAGCAAGUCGCAAGCCAGCGUGCAGAUGCACUGGAUCAACGGCCAAUCCGGCAAGGGUCCUAUCUUGGGCUACUACAUUGAGACGAAAAAGCGCGACGAUCUGCGCUGGGAGACGGUGGCACGAACGACGAAUGGGCCAUUGCAGGAGUUCACCGUUAGCUUUCAGAAUCUGUUGCCUUCAACGGCGUACAAAUUCCGUGUCAUCUCGUACAACCGGUACGGCAUCAGCUGUCCGGUGUACUCGGAGGACGCAGUGCUAACACCGUCGAAGCUCUACCUCGAGUAUGGCUUCCUGCAAUUGAAGCCAUUCUACCGACAAACGUGGUUUAUGGUAGCCCUCGCGGCGACAUCCAUCGUAAUCGUCAUCAUGGUCGUCGCCGUGCUGUGCGUUAAGAGCAAGAGCUAUAAGUACAAGCAAGAAGUUCAGAAAACACUCGAGGAGUCGAUAGCGAUGUCGAUUGACGAGCGGCAAGAGUUGGCAUUGGAGCUGUACCGAUCCCGCCACGGAACAUCCGCAAACGGUAGCGUACUGCAAGGUGCCUCAGAGAGCGAAAACGAGAGCGUCCGGUCAGAUCCGCACUCGUUCGUCAACCACUACGUGAACAACGAUCUGCUGCGGCAAUCCUGGAAGCGUAAGAAACCGGUCCGCAACUAUUCCAGUUACACCGAUUCGGACCCCGAAGGGUCAGCUGUUAUGAGCCUCAACGGGGGGCAGAUUAUUAUGAACAAUAUGGCACGCUCGAGGGCACCAUUACCGGGUUUUAGCUCGUUCGUGUGA